AUGAACAAUACCCACUCGAUCACACUGAAGUAUGGACACAAGUUUCCCAGAAUGUACCUGUCCCUUUCAAGGGGAUUUGCUCUUGAGAGUCAGAUCAAGACAUUUUUGCUGCAUUUUGCAAAUUAUGCUCUUUCCCAGGCCCAAGGAAUUUUGCCACCCGAGGAAGAACAACAAAUGCAGGGCUAUCCAGGAUUGGUCCAAGAUAUUUUGCUGCCUGAGGCAGGUUUCCUAAAGUUACCUGGAUUUUCUGAAGGUGGGGAGUGCCUUACUUUGAGGUCAAAGUUAAAGAUCAAUAUGGAAAAUCAACCCUUGGAAGUUAUUGUGAUUUCCAGCCAAGGAGGGCUUUGUCAGAAGCGCCCAGCACCAAUCUCAGAAGAAGGCCUACAUGUUUACAAGAGGCUACGGAGGGAUUCACCAGUUUACCCCAUGGAGUGGGAAAAUUAUCCACCACCACCAGACUGGACUCAUUUGGCUUUGCUGGAGACUUCUGCCAAGGAUGCCACUCAACCGCUGGAAACAGAAGAGAUACAACUGGAGAGAAAAAUCUUAAUGUCAAGACCUCGAAAGAGAAAACCGGAGAAAAAAACCUUAAAGCCAAGACCUCAAGAGAUACAACCAGAGAGAAAAACCUUAAAGCAAAGUCCUCAGCAGGCGCCAUCUCCACAGCAGAGACCAUCUUUGACCCAGGCCCAGUCCACACACCAAUGCAAGAAGAAAGCUCAACGGAGUCAACGGAAGGCUUCUUAUAAUCCCUAUGACUUUACAUCAGAUGAGCUGGAUCCAGCCUACGAGUGGUCAAGGGAACCUUCUUCAGUCAAGCAGUGUGGUGUGGAUAUUAUUCCUCUCCUAAGACGCACUCUGCAUCCAUUUCCUUUGGGUUUGCGGCUGGACAAGCUGGAGAUGAUGGUGUGGAAGGAACACAAGGUCAGGCUGUGCAGGAUGAGCUUGGAAUAUGGCUACAGAGACAGCAUCAGGUUCUUAAAGGCAGUGCCGGGCAUCAGGAUCAAGCUCUCAAGUAAAGGGACAUCCCAGUACCUUGUGCAGUGGGACCCAGGUGAGUAUAAUUUUCCUAUGUUGUCCUUGUAUUCUCUCUAG
This is a messenger RNA of Sceloporus undulatus (fence lizard), 1095 nucleotides long. RefSeq lists its product as uncharacterized. The record is from RefSeq and is a predicted model, not a curated record. NCBI's taxonomy places the organism in Eukaryota, Metazoa, Chordata, Lepidosauria, Squamata, Phrynosomatidae. The transcript has 6 exons. Bases 1 to 1095 code for a protein of 364 amino acids.